CGGUGGCGUUAAUACGUAAGUGCGGUGGCGUUAACAUGUAAGUACCAUGGUUUGAUGUCAUUAAGCAUAUUACUACAAGGUUCUUUGGAACCCACUUCAUUCAAUUUAUUUCUGAAGUAUUAACACGAUUUUAAAAUUAGACCAAAAAGCUGCCUGAGAUUGGCCAACAUUGGGAAUGCAGUUUAUGAGUUUCAAUGGCAAUGAAGUACAAGUUCUUUUUCAGAAGCAUAGAAAUUUUGCAAAAGUGGGAGAAGCACUAACCUAAUUUAUUUCCAAGCAAUUGAGGGGGGGGGAAGAAGCAAAGAGAAAAUGACUGUAGCACCAUCUAUUAAGGAAAACAAUUAGCUAAAAUGUCAGAAUUUCAAAAGUAUUAGAAAGAAUUGGAUUGGAAUUAAUGCCGUUAAAGAAGAAGAAAAUAAUACCUAAAGAAUGUAAAGUAACACAGAUUUGAAAUAUUGAAGUUUUUUUUAUAAUAUUACUUUUUUGCUUAUUAUAUUUUUCCUUCUCUUAUAGUUAUGAUAUUAAGUCGCUGCAUGGAUCAUAUGACCUUUGUGCAUAGUCGAUAUCUGAGUGUAUACCGUGAUGCUGAGCGUCAACAGUUUGAAGAACUGAUGACGAAAAAAGCACAACAGUUGGCAAAAUUGAAUGCAGAAGUAUUCCUUAAUGAAAGUAAGCUACAGAAAGAAGAUUGGGAUGCUAUUUCCAUGGCUCCUUCCUACAAAGUAGAUACAGCAGUGGAUAAAGAAGAGGAACCUUUAUACACACCUCUUCACAAAUGGGCAUUCAGGCAUCAAGUUCCAGGGAAAUGAUCCAAAUUUUAAGAUAGAGCUAUUUAACUGAACAACUAAUUAUAGCCUCUUUUCUCAAAACUAAAAUAACAGAUUUAAAUAUUCUUGAGAGAUUAUUAUGCAUAACUAAUUUUUAAAACCAAGAUUUCUUUUUGUACAUGGCCCAGCACAUGAAUCUGACAGCUUUUAAAUUAAGCAGAUGAACUCUGUAUCAGGUAUAAGAAAAACAUUUCAAACAGAAAAAAAGAAUUAUGUGACAAGCAAGAGAAAAAAAGGUGGAUCAAGGCAGCUUAAAGACCAAGACUUCAGGAAUGAAAAGAACGAGAGCAAAAAAUUACUCUAAUAGAAUUGGUAAAGAAGUUUCAGAUUCAUCAAAUAACAGAGGAAAAGGGGUUACACUUUGUUAUUAGGGCCAAAAUUAGACAUCUGAAUCACUGACGACAUGGAGAGAGGAGUGAAUUGUUAUGUUUCAAAUCUUGGCAAAAUGCAACCAAGUUUUUGUGUCAUACAAUAACUGGUGAUGAGAAAUGGGCUCUAUACAAGAAUGUCAAAUGAAUAAAAUAUUACUUUUAAGUCAAGGAAAUCUCCAGGAUCCAUUGCAAAACAAAGAUUACAUCCAUAAAAGAUUCUGCUAUAUAUCUGACAGGAUUUCAGAGAAAUGAUGUAUCAGGAGUUACGGCUGCCCAAUCAAAUGUUAAAUAAGGAAAUAUGCUGACAACAGUUACCCCAGAAAAGCAUCUAUCACUGGCGAAUCGCCAGGGAGUAACAGUUCUUCAUAAAAAUGGAAAAUGUAUUCAGUCUCAGAGAAAAUUGAGAGUUACAAAAGCAUGCUGUAUAGGGUGGAAUCUUAUAUAGCAAUUCUUCUUCCAUUCACCUAAUAUAACUAUCUGUUUUGGUCGUUAUGCAACUUUAUUUGGAGACACGGUAGAUGCACAAGAUGCAGAAAGAUGAUGAUGUAGAGGAUUCUUCACUCUGAACUACAAACUUCUUCAGCAACAACAAAGAAGAAUUCUGCAUAUGGGAGAAAACAGCUGAAUUUGUAAUUAUAUGCAUUAUAUUAAGAAGUCAGUUUAUAAAAAUUGAAAACAAAAAUUUAUUCUAUGUAACUAGUCUGUUAUGGUGAUCUCAAUAAUUUUUAUGUCUACUAUCCUAUUGCUACAACUACAGUACAAAGUCCGUAAUCUGGACUCGACGGGACUUCGGCGAUUCCGGAUUAUAGAUCAUCAAUUUAAAUCUGGUAAGAUGGCAUGCAGAAAUUAUACAAUUAAAAAUAUGAAACCGUAA
Stegodyphus dumicola is the source of this 2072-nucleotide messenger RNA. Its product is annotated as calcium homeostasis modulator protein-like. NCBI's taxonomy places the organism in Eukaryota, Metazoa, Arthropoda, Arachnida, Araneae, Eresidae. The record is from RefSeq and is a predicted model, not a curated record. Gene Ontology annotation, molecular function: monoatomic cation channel activity. Gene Ontology annotation, cellular component: plasma membrane.